UAUUCAGUAUUCUUUACAUUACAAGUUUGAUUAGUUUGGUUCCAACCACUCCGGUCAAUACACAGAGAAACAUGGCGAAUACUGCCGCCGGUUGGUCUCCGGUUUUGCCUCCAAUAUAUUCUCCGAUAAGUGCUAACCCAAAGCCAAUCAAUUUUCACAUCUCAGCUUCUUUCUGCAAACCUCCUCGUCCGUCGUACCAGCAUCAAAACCCUAUAUCAGCUCUACACAGGUCGAAAACUACUCGUGUGAUAGAGGUAGUAACACCCAAGCAAAGGAAUCGUUCUGUUUCUGUUUUUGGAUCACUCAGUGAUGAUUCUAAGUUAAACCCAGAUGAAGAAUCAAAGGACUCACAAUUAGCUUCUAUAGAUAUUAAGCUACCGAGAAGAAGUUUGCUUGUGGAAUUUAGUUGUGAUUCAUGUGGAGAAAGAACUAAGCGGCUUAUCAAUCGGCAUGCUUAUGAAAAUGGCCUUGUCUUUGUUCAGUGUGCAGGGUGUCUUCAGCAUCAUAAACUUGUUGAUAAUCUUGGUCUCAUUGUUGAGUAUGAUUUUCGGGAAACCCCCAAGGAUUCGGGUACCGAUCAAGUUUGAUUAGCUACGUUGAAUUUUGAAUCAUGUUUUGUUCUUUUUUUCUCAGAUGUGUUCUUUUAUGUAUGGUAAGAACUAAGAAGUAAGCUAUUUUCCGCAAAGAAUACAAAAGAAUGUAUUAUUUUUGAA
Arabidopsis lyrata subsp. lyrata is the source of this 713-nucleotide messenger RNA. RefSeq lists its product as uncharacterized. The transcript has 3 exons. The record is from RefSeq and is a predicted model, not a curated record. Bases 72 to 587 code for a protein of 171 amino acids. Gene Ontology annotation, molecular function: protein-folding chaperone binding; zinc ion binding. Lineage: Eukaryota; Viridiplantae; Streptophyta; Magnoliopsida; Brassicales; Brassicaceae. Gene Ontology annotation, cellular component: mitochondrion. Gene Ontology annotation, biological process: protein stabilization; protein import into mitochondrial matrix; protein folding.